Messenger RNA from Exserohilum turcica Et28A, 1125 nucleotides. RefSeq lists its product as uncharacterized. The transcript is spliced from 4 exons. The coding region runs from base 1 to 1125 and encodes 374 amino acids. The record is from RefSeq and is a predicted model, not a curated record. NCBI's taxonomy places the organism in Eukaryota, Fungi, Ascomycota, Dothideomycetes, Pleosporales, Pleosporaceae. Gene Ontology annotation, molecular function: oxidoreductase activity.
AUGGUCGCCUUGAAUUUCAGGAUACUGUAUGCUCUUCUUGCCUCAUUAACGCUCCUCCAUGUCGUGGUCGCUAGGGAUCUCGUCACCGAUCUGGUGCGUCGAGGCCGACCGGCCAUGAAUGCGGCGAUAGCAAACUCUACGACAUGUACCAAGGAAAAACUGCGUAUCCGUCGAGAAUGGGGAGACAUUAGCGCGCGUGAAAAGCGCGCCUACAUUGCUGCCGUGCAAUGCCUCAUCAAAAGGCCGUCUCAGCUUGACCCCGUCCAGUACCCAGGCGCAAAGUCACGAUUCGACGAUUUUAUCGUCAUCCACAUGAAGUACACGCUUAGGAUCCACGGAACUGGUAACUUUCUCUCGUGGCAUCGCUACUACACUUUUGCCUAUGAGACGGCGUUGCGAACAGAAUGCGGAUUCAAUGGCACGCAGCCAUACUGGCAUUGGGGGCGCUAUGCCGACAGCCCAGAGACAAGCCCACUCUUCGAUGGCAGCGACACGAGCAUAGGUGGCCAGGGAAAAUUCGUACCGCACAACAGUAGUACUGUCAGACCUGCAGGUCGAGGUGGUGGGUGUAUUGACAGUGGACCGUUUAAGGGGUUGAUGAUUAAUCUUGGGCCUGUCGGAAUGAUCGAUUACCCGAAACCAACCAACAACUCUCGCGCCGACGGCUAUGGAUACAAUCCUCGUUGCGUGACGCGCGAUAUUAGCAAUUAUCUUACCUCGCGCUACACUAGAACACCACAGAUUGCGGCCCUCAUCCUGAACCACACCACUAUUGGCGAUUUCCAAGACACCAUGCAAUUAAGGACUGGUGUUCACGGCGCCGGCCAUUUUACUGUAUCCGGAGAUCCUGGAAGCGACUUUUACACUUCGCCCGGUGACGUGCAUUUUUACUUUCAUCAUGCCAUGAUCGAUCUGGUGUAUUCGACUUGGCAGUCUCUCGAUUUCCCACACAGACAGCAGGUCAUUGCGGGUGGCACGCGUAUGUUCGACGACGCCAACAACAGCACGCGCCAGACCUUGGAAGACGUGGUCGAUCUGGAGGUGUUGAACGUGGAUGGCAAGAAGUACAAGAUCAAGGAGUUGGUCAGUACAGUUCGCGGGCCUUUCUGCUACCUCUAUCAAUAA